Aplosporella prunicola CBS 121167 is the source of this 1644-nucleotide messenger RNA. RefSeq lists its product as uncharacterized. Lineage: Eukaryota; Fungi; Ascomycota; Dothideomycetes; Botryosphaeriales; Aplosporellaceae. The record is from RefSeq and is a predicted model, not a curated record. Gene Ontology annotation, biological process: molybdate ion transport. The transcript has a single exon. Bases 104 to 1504 code for a protein of 466 amino acids. Gene Ontology annotation, molecular function: molybdate ion transmembrane transporter activity.
UGCGGCUGCUAACUUCUCACUCUCAAGGCCAGGCCCCGCCAGUGUCCUUGUCCUUUUCCCUACCUAGAACCGACUUCAAGUCCUUCUGAAUCCCUAUCACACCAUGCCGUGGACCUCCUCCGCCUACCUACGUCGCGUAACGCAACACAACCUCUCCGCCUUACGCAACAACCCGCUGGGCGAGCUGUCCGGCUCCCUCGGCGACCUGGGAACCCUCCUCCCGCUUCUCGUCGCCUUGACCCUCGCGCACAGCAUCUCGCUGCCUUCAACUCUCAUCUUCACCGGCGCAGCCAACAUCCUCACCGGCGUCUUCUUCGGGAUCCCGCUGCCCGUCCAGCCAAUGAAAGCCAUAGCCUCGGUCGCCAUAUCGCGGAGCUACACGCUGGAAGAAAAUGCGGCCGCGGGUCUGGGCGUGGCGGCCGUGGUGGGCCUCAUGAGCGUGACGGGUUUGCUGGGCUGGGCGUCGCGCAUCGUGCCCGUCCCCGUCGUCAAAGGCAUUCAAGUGGGCGCGGGGCUGAGCCUCGUCCUCUCCGCCGGCGACAAGCUGCUCAAGCCACUGGGGUGGACGGGCCCUUCGCCCGUAGACAACCUUCUGUGGGCGCUAGCAGCGGCGCUGUUCCUGCUGGCGUGCACGCGCGCGCCCCGCGUCCCCUACGCCCUCAUCGUCUUCAUCCUGGGCCUCGUCUUCGCGGGCAUCCAGCUGCGCAGCGCAGCGCGCGGCCUCGACGCCGCCAUUUCUCUGCGCAUCCCCCUCGUCGUCCCCCGCUGGUCUACCUUCGUGGCUAAGUUCUUCGAGGCCUCCCUCGGCCAGCUCCCCCUCACUACCCUCAACUCCAUCAUCGCCGUCACGCACCUCUCGGCCGACCUCCUCCCCCAAGUCCCCACGCCCUCGGUCGGCGCCAUCGGUGCCUCCGUCGCCGCCAUGAACCUCGUGUCGUGCUGGUUCGGCGCCAUGCCCGCGUGCCACGGCUCCGGCGGCCUGGCGGCCCAACACCGCUUCGGCGCGCGCAGCGGCGCAAGCGUCAUCGCGCUGGGACUUGCGAAGAUGAUCCUCGGGCUCGUAGGCGGCGAGCGCUUCGUGGCGCUGCUAGCACAGUUCCCCAAAGCGCUGCUCGGCGUCAUGGUGCUAGCCGCGGGGGUGGAGCUAGCGAAAGUCGGCGAGAGCCUGAACGCGGCCGGGGCGCGGGACCUGUGGGAGGAGGCGGAGCGCGAGCAGAGCGACAGCGACAGCAACGGCCCGUCGUUGCUGCUGCCCGGGUUCGGGCACACGAAGAUCUUCCGCGAGCCGGGCGAGGAGGAGCGCGGUGAGCGGUGGGCUGUCAUGAUGGUUACGGUGGCGGGGCUGCUGGCGUUCAGGAACGACGCUGUCGGCUUUGUGGCUGGCUUGCUGUGGCAUUGGGGGCUGCGGGUUAAGCGCGAGCCGGGCUGGUGGCGCAGGCUGAGGGUUGGGUGGCAGCGGAGGAGCGCGGGCGAUGAGGCUGAGGGCUUGUUGCAGGGCGAGUGAGCGCCGUAGUGAGUGGUGUGAGGGUCGUGUACAGAUUGUAUAGCGGAGGCCUGCUGUGGAGUGUGGGCUAUGACGUUACGAACUGUUCCUAGCUUUUUUAUGAAAGAUACUAUCACGACUGCAAUCCAGCAGUUCCACGA